Colletotrichum abscissum is the source of this 516-nucleotide messenger RNA. RefSeq lists its product as uncharacterized. The coding region runs from base 1 to 516 and encodes 171 amino acids. NCBI's taxonomy places the organism in Eukaryota, Fungi, Ascomycota, Sordariomycetes, Glomerellales, Glomerellaceae. The transcript is spliced from 3 exons. The record is from RefSeq and is a predicted model, not a curated record.
AUGGCAUCCAUCGAGCCUUCGUCCAUCUCUGGCGUUUACGAGUGUUGUAGCGGUGAGGUGGGAGGACACACACAAGACGAAGUGAAUGUGAAAAAUACGUUCAGAAGCUUCCAAGAGCCAUGGAGCGCCAUCUACAGAGACGACGAAAAUUGGCACAAUUCUGAUAGAUGCCGCGUAGCAAAGGCGUUGUUGCAGCUGAAAGCCGGUUGUGGUGGUGGGCUGCCGAAUGCCUCCGAUGUCGACAGCACUACCAUAGGCUCGCUACCUGCCUGCAAAAGGUUGGUUCCCUCAAGCCAUGCAUCAGUACAAGACGGCAAUCUCGAGUUUCUGCACAUGUCGCAAGAUUCAUGGUCAACUAUGCCGAGGCCAAGCCUCGAGACAAGGAGACUGGGCGUGAACGGAACGAUGAAGCCGGUUGACCGUUUGAUCCCACACAAAACGCCGCUGCCCAGUCUCGAGAGCACUGUUUACGACGAAGCUGAGAAGGAAAGGCUCACGUACAAGACAGACCGAUAG